Amorphotheca resinae ATCC 22711 is the source of this 4524-nucleotide messenger RNA. RefSeq lists its product as hypothetical. The transcript is spliced from 7 exons. The record is from RefSeq and is a predicted model, not a curated record. Gene Ontology annotation, biological process: protein autophosphorylation; phosphorelay signal transduction system. NCBI's taxonomy places the organism in Eukaryota, Fungi, Ascomycota, Leotiomycetes, Helotiales, Amorphothecaceae. The coding region runs from base 221 to 4360 and encodes 1379 amino acids. Gene Ontology annotation, molecular function: phosphorelay sensor kinase activity; histidine phosphotransfer kinase activity.
ACCAGAUAUCACGACCCUCAUUGUCCAUAACCGUAUGAGUCCUGUUACCCGACCCAUCUACAUGUUCUGCCUUUCAGUUGCACGGAGAUCUCGGUGGCAGAGGCAAACCACAUAAUCACAGAUCGCAUCUUCUUUCACGACUGAAAUCUGCCAGCCUCCAUAUCUCUGGACCGGACCAGAUCCCCAAGUCUGGCUGGAAUAGUCUGAGAACGGAGGGCCGAUGGCGCCCAUUGCCUUGUCCCAUGUCGAUGGCAUCUCUGACAGUGCCAGAGCCAGAGAAUUAUACAAAUACUAUCAGCCAAAUACUCCUAUCAAUGGCAGCGCCUAUUUGCCGCCACCUUCCUACUUGACCGGGGAAUUGGUGGAUGGCGAGUCCCCGGAAUUACAUGUCACAUCGAACGUCACCUCCAGCAAGAUCUCCUCUCCGGAUACAGCCCUCACAGCAUUUUGUCAAUUGGUGACGUGGCGGACAGGAGCACAAAGAGCGAUGCUAAGCGUUGUUGACCAUGCCACACAAUACUUUAUCGCAGAGAGUACAAAGACGAUCGAUUUGUUAGACAGUACCCAUCAUGCCCCUGGCGACGAUCUCUGGAUGGGAUGUAGCUCUGUCUCAGUGACUGGCAGGCUGUGUGAAAGAACCAUUCGAGCUACACCCACGAAGUCGGAAGACUACCCAUCAUUCAUCGUGAAUGAUUUGACCAAACACGAAUCCUUUAAUAAACUUCCAUUUGUGACAGGACCACCAUUUCUGAAGUUCUACGCUGGUGUUCCUCUGGUAACCAAGCGGGGAAUACCCAUUGGAAGCCUGUUUAUUGUUGACCCCGAGCCUCGAGAUGGACUCAGCAAGGAGGAUAUCCAUUUCAUGGGGAUCAUGGCUGACACGGUCAUGAGACACUUGGAGAUGGUCAGAGAGGUUGAAGAACACCGCCGGGGCAUGAAAAUGAGCCGCGGCCUAGCAUCCUUUGUUGAAGGACGUGCGGAACUUGUCGAAGCAGAAUCAGAUACUGAGAAUGAAGAGGGCACUAAGAUUGCUGGACAAUUCGAGACUGAUUCUGCGGUUGGCAGAGCCAAAUCCAAGGCAGGAUCAACGCCUGGCUCCAUCCAUUCUGGUUUUGGAUCUGCGUGUAGCAUUGAACAUAAAGAGAUUGAGUAUUCCAACGCUAUGGUCAAGGCCGAGCAGGAAAUCCUUGAUUCCCAUAAUGGCUCUCUAGUCCACAGUACACACCUGGCACCUGAUUGUGGAUUGCAACCAAAUUCCUUUACUGGGACUAACGCGAACGCUUCUUCUCUGGCCGCUGACCUUCUCGAUGACUCCACUCCAGGCGACAAAUCCGAAACUUCUACAAUGGAAAUAUUGUUUUCACGUGCAGCUAAUCUCAUUAGGGAGGCGUUUGAAGUAGAAGGCGGGUGUGUGUUCUACGAUGCGCAGAGAGGAUUCGAUUCACAAGCCAAACCGACUCGUGAAGACUGUGGGGAUGAUUUACCAUCUUCGGGUGAGAACCAUUCUGAUCACGACAAGAAGAGCUCAGGCAGACCGAAGUCUACUUCCACUGGUCUUGGGGAGGGGCUAUUCUCAAGAUCUGUUGAGGCAAAGAAGCCGGUGGAAAUCCUGGGCUUCUCUACUGCAGCCGCUUCCUCUAUAAACGGCGAUGAAUACCCAUGCCCAGGACCAGAACCUCGGGCCUUCAUCCCCUUCGAUGAGAAAUCGCUCCAUACUUUGCUUCGACGCUAUCCGCGAGGAAAACUAUGGACUUUUGACACUGAUGGUUCUGUAUCAUCUUCAUCGGAAGAGAAGUUGUCCGACUCCGGCAAGGAUCCAACCAAGCACCGCAAAGAUAUGGAUCGUCGCAGAGUAAAAAAGGACAAAUCGAAAGCUGAUGCAAAAUUUCUAGCAAGCCAUUUCCCUGGAGUUCGUCAACUACUUUUCGUCCCCCUUUGGGACUCCGGCCGCUCUCGCUGGCUUAGUGGAUGUUUUGUCUGGUCAACUGAGCCUACCCGCAUCCUAUCAAAGCAGAGUGAACUGGCCUUCCUGACCGCAUUUGGGAAUUCAGUAAUGGCCGAGUAUUCGAGGAUUGAUACGGAGAUCGCGGACCAGAAGAAGGGUGACUUCAUUGGAAGCAUUUCACAUGAGCUUAGAUCGCCGUUGCAUGGUAUCCUCGCAAGUGCAGAGUUUCUGGGCGAAGAAUCUUUGAAUGCAUUUGUGAGAGGAUUGGUUGAGACCAUUGAUAGCUGUGGUCGGACGCUGCUCGACACUAUUAAUCAUAUCCUUGAUUUCUCGAAGAUUAACCAUUUUGAAAAGACUUGGCGGAAAAAUAAACGUGGUGGAAAUCGACUGGGACCACCGACUGAAAGCGCAUUGGCCGUGCGACAGCCCGACGUCCCUAUGAUGAAUCUCUUCGCCGAGGUUGACAUUUCAGUAGUCUGUGAAGAGGUUGUUGAGAGCGUUUUUGCCGGUCAUGUUUUCCAAAAUAUGACCGCCCAGAGCUUCGACAUGGUCCCCGGUGCUCGAGGAAAGAUGUCUGAUCCGAGACGAUUUAUCCCCGAUACCACAGUCAGCCUAGCCCAUGCGAAGCAUCCAGAGGUUGCUGUAAUUCUUGAUGUUGAUAUCCAAGACUAUAACUUCACUACGCAGCCUGGAGCAGUUCGACGAGUCAUCAUGAAUUUGUUAGGUAACGCGCUGAAAUACACCUCACACGGUUAUGUGCAUGUUACAUUGCAAGCCAGUGAGAUACAAAACCGCAACACACCUGGAAGCCCCGAUCAAGCCCCACGGUCUAUGGUAACUUUGAUGGUGACGGAUACUGGAAAGGGAAUCUCUAACGACUUCCUUCGAUCGAAGCUAUUCACACCAUUUGCGCAAGAGAACUCUUUGUCUAGUGGAACUGGCCUUGGCCUUUCGAUUGUCAGAAGUAUCGUCAAUCUACUAGAAGGAGAGAUCACCAUAGAUAGCGAAGUGGGACGUGGUACUCAGGUCAAAGUAUCCCUACCCUUGUUGCGAGAGAUGCCAAAUAUUCCAGACUCAGCAGGCAGUGCAAGGUCUGCCACUUCAUUAACCCGCGAAGCUGAUGAAUCAAUCGCGACCUUACGAGCUCGAGUAGCUGGCAAGACGGUAUCACUCUACGGCUUUGAUAUCGACACCCUAGAUCCAAUCACCCGUCAGAUGGGAGAUCUGCUCAGAGACUCCAUCAAAACCUUCCUUACCAAAUGGUAUGGCUUACAACUCGUGCCGCUUGGUCAAAGAUCAAGUAUUAUCAUAGCGAACGAAACCCCUCCUACAGCUGUCUGCAAGCUUAUCCGGCAGGGUACCACCAAUGGCGAAACUCCCACUAUUCUCGUCCUUUGCUCGCACUCCUCCCGCUUCGACCGUACAAUAUCCCCUACCACAGCGAGAGGGAAUGUCGGCUCGGUCGCAAAACCAGUUGGGCCCCUCAAGCUUGCACGAGCACUACUGCAAUGCAUCGAAGGCGCACCACCCCUGACUACGCCAGGCCUCGUAGAUUCUCAAACUGUAGCAGAAAGCACCGAUCUCAGCGGAGUCUUCGAAGAGCUAUCUACCUCUCCGCACAGAGCGGAGGUGCUGGACAACAGUCGUAUGGCGGCCGGUAGCGACAAUGCGCGGAAGGCAAUCGAGUCCCCGUCUCUGAACCCGCCGACGGAGAAGGUUAAGGAGUUCCCGUUUCCAGUUGAGAAACCACCCGUCUCGGCAGCAGAGAGCAUGCCGGGUGAUAAGGAGAUCGUGCGUCCACGUAUACCGGGCGUCAUUUCGACUGCACAGGUAUCGGCGGAUAUGGGGACCUCUUCUCACACUUCUAAUACUUUUGUAGCUCCUACCCCAACAAGUCUGCCAAAACCUCGUUUGCUUUUGGUGGAUGACAAUAGGAUCAACCUGACCCUUCUCCGGACAUACAUGAGCAAGCGCAAGUAUGAGAUCAUGGACGAGGCAGAGAAUGGUCUGGAAGCCGUCAACAAAUUCCAUAACCGCGCGGACGGAUACGAUAUCAUAUUUAUGGACAUCAGCAUGCCCGUCCUGGACGGCUUCGGUGCCACCCGACAAAUUCGCGCGAUCGAAGCAUCGAGGCGGAACAUCGCUGCAAAACAGGCAUCCGAGACCAGCGCUAAUGACGCCGGUGAGGAUAAGGAGAGCAACAAAGGGGGUGAACAAAAGUCGAAACAAACUCCGGCACUAGUCAUCGCCUUGACCGGGCUGGCGAGCAGCAGAGACCAGAACGAAGCCUUAGCAUCAGGCAUCGAUCUCUUUCUCACGAAGCCCGUAGCCUUCAAGGAAGUGGGCAAGAUGCUAGACAACUGGGAAGCCAACCGGGCACAUGAUAGCCAAGGCGCAACGACACGAGAUGUAUGAUACGAUAAGCUAUUUCAAGGCGUAGACGAGAUGGGAUAAAAAUGAAUUAUGCUCGACAGCAUGGGGUGGCGUUCUGGACGGUUUGCAUGUAUAUAGGCCCAGAUCAGAUAGAUAUCUGGCAGGGUCUUGGUCUGGGAUUGGGUCUCCAUGCCGGCAGGCAUAAU